Messenger RNA from Myotis davidii, 1237 nucleotides. Its product is annotated as mas-related G-protein coupled receptor member X1-like. The record is from RefSeq and is a predicted model, not a curated record. Gene Ontology annotation, molecular function: G protein-coupled receptor activity. Gene Ontology annotation, biological process: G protein-coupled receptor signaling pathway. The transcript has 2 exons. Gene Ontology annotation, cellular component: membrane. NCBI's taxonomy places the organism in Eukaryota, Metazoa, Chordata, Mammalia, Chiroptera, Vespertilionidae. The coding region runs from base 1 to 1035 and encodes 344 amino acids.
AUGUGCACCGGACACACCACCCUACCCACAACUGCAACGUUUCUGAGCACGGAUAUGACAGCCACAGCGUGGGAGACCAACCUCACACCAACCAAUGGAAGUGAACAGGCCUUCGAUGAACCUGAUACAGAGUUCAUAAUCCUCCAAUUACUGACAAUCGUCGUGAUCCUGGUGGGACUGGCAGGGAACGCGGUGGUGCUCUGGCUCCUGGGCUUCCGCAUGCGCAGGAACUCCUUCUCUGUCUACAUCGUCAACCUGGCGGGGGCUGACUUCAUCUUCCUCUGCUGCCAGAUUAUACGGUCGCUAUGUUUAACUUUCUACUUCGAAUUUGUCCCAUUUGAAAUCUACGGAUUUGUCAACGCUGUGACAGUGUUUACCUACAUCUCAGGCCUGAGUUUUCUCAGCGCCAUCAGCACGGAGCGCUGCAUGUCUGUCUUGUGGCCCAUCUGGUACCGCUGCCGCCGCCCCAGACACCUGUCAGCUAUCACGUGUGCCCUGCUCUGGGCCCUGUCCCUGCUGCUGAGCAUCCUGGAUAAAAAUAUCUCUAUCUUUCUGUGGAAUUUUUUCAGCCAGUCCAUGUAUCGGGUAUUUAAUUUCAUCACUGCGAUGUGGCUGAUUUUGUUAUUUGUGCUUCUUUCUGGGUCCAGCCUGGCCCUGAUGACCAGACUGCUGUGGGGCUCCAAACGGGUACCGCCCACCAGGCUCUAUGUGACCCUCGUGCUCACGGUGCUGGUCUUCCUCCUCUGCGGCCUGCCCUUUGGCAUCCACUGGUUCCUCUUAAUCUGGUUUGAAAUGUAUUUAGAUGCCUUCCCUCUUGUUGACCAGUUUGUAGUACCCCUGUCCUGUGUCAACAGCGGUGCCAACCCCAUCAUUUACUUCUUCGUUGGCUCCUUCAGGCAGCGAUGGUGGAAGCGGAGACACACCCUGAGGCUGAUUCUCCAGAGGGCUCUACAGGACACUCCUGAGGUGGAUAAACCUGGAGAAAGCCUUCCUGGGGAAACCCUGGCCAUGUCGGGAAGCAGUCUGGGGCAGUGAUGAGAGCCUCUGUCCUGAUCAGUCUGAAGUAACUUCCAGACUCAAUAUUGCCCUGCCAGGCUUGGAAAGUAUCUAGUUUUCUCUCAGUCUCAGCCCCAAAAUACUUCAGUGAUUCCCCAACCUAUUCAAAUAGGUUCUUUUUUAACCUGGCUGUUCUAGUUUUUCUCAGAGAAAGCAUUAGUCUGAAAGUUAUACCUCUCCU